CCCGGGAGAGGAAGGGCGGGCGGAGCCGCCGGUCGCGCAGGUGCCGCGGGGGCGGUGAGGGGGGCCCGGGCCGGGGCCGGGCUCGGCCUCGGCGGCGGAGCGGGGCCCGGGGCGGCGGAGCUCCAAGAAGCACCAGAGCGAAGGCGGGAGCAGCCGGGCCUCGGGAGAAGGUCCGGACGCCGCUUGUUGGAUGGCCCAGCCUCACGUGCAGUGUUUCUGAAGGACUGCGAGCCAUGGUUUUGGAAGAUCCUUUUCUGAAUGAGUCCCUUGAGCGUGGAAGCCCACCCGCCUCCCCGGUGUAGCUUGGACAGCGUCCGAAGGCAGAGCAGAUGAGGGGCCCUGAGGAGCCUGCCGCGUGAGAGGGACGGGCGCACCGCUUCAGCCAAGGUUUGGAAGCUCUGGCCAUGGAUCAGAAAGGCUAUCGACGGGGGAGCUUCCAGAGCAGCACUAGUGAUGAAGAUAUGCUGGAAAUAGCAGGAGCAUCUCUGGACUUCUCCAUGGCAGAUGAUGACCCGCCACUUGACAGGGAGAUGGGAGGGUUUUCCUCAUAUAAUGGAGGAGGGAUGAACGGCACAAGCACAAUGAUGGAUUUCCUGGAGGAACCUCUUCCUGGUGUGGGCACCUACGAAGAUUUUAACACUAUAGAUUGGGUGCGAGAGAAAUCCAGGGACCGGGACAGGCACAGAGAGAUCACCAGUAGAAGUAAAGAGUCCACGUGGGCACUGCUGCACAGCGUGAGCGAUGCCUUUUCUGGCUGGUUGUUGAUGCUUCUCAUUGGGCUGUUGGCAGGUUCCUUAGCAGGCCUGAUAGACAUCUCUGCCCACUGGAUGACAGAUUUGAAGGAAGGAGUGUGUUUAGCAGGCUUCUGGUUUAACCAUGAGCACUGCUGCUGGAAAUACAACACAACCUUCACGGACAGAGACAAGUGCCCCGAGUGGAAGAGCUGGUCCCAGCUGAUCCUUGGCCAUGGAGAGGGGGCUUUUGCAUAUAUUCUCAACUACUUGAUGUACGUUAUCUGGGCCUUGUUAUUCUCCCUUCUUGCUGUGUUACUUGUGAAAGGCUUUGCUCCUUAUGCCUGCGGCUCAGGGAUCCCAGAGAUCAAAACUAUCUUAAGUGGUUUCAUCAUUAGAGGCUACCUGGGCAAGUGGACGCUGAUCAUCAAAACCAUCACCUUAGUGUUGGCGGUGUCCUCUGGGCUGAGCCUGGGCAAAGAGGGGCCCCUGGUGCACGUCGCCUGCUGCUGUGGGAACAUCUUGUGUCACCUCUUCACCAAAUACAGGAAGAACGAAGCGAAGCGCAGAGAGGUUUUAUCAGCAGCUGCAGCUGCUGGUGUGUCUGUAGCUUUUGGUGCACCGAUCGGAGGAGUGCUCUUUAGUCUGGAAGAGGUCAGUUACUACUUUCCUCUCAAGACACUGUGGCGCUCCUUCUUCGCUGCUCUGGUCGCUGCAUUCACCCUGCGCUCCAUCAACCCUUUUGGGAACAGCCGCCUGGUUCUCUUCUAUGUGGAGUUCCACAUGCCGUGGCAUCUUCUGGAGCUUGUGCCAUUCAUCCUUUUGGGAAUAUUUGGUGGGCUCUGGGGAGCUUUCUUCAUUCGCAGCAACAUCGCCUGGUGCAGGCGACGCAAGACGACCAAGCUUGGCAAAUACCCUGUGCUGGAGGUGUUUGUAGUGACCGCGAUCACAGCCAUUCUGGCCUUCCCCAACGAGUACACCAGAAUGAGCACCAGCGAGCUGAUUUCUGAGCUCUUCAACGACUGUGGGAUUUUGGACUCCUCCAAGCUCUGCGAGUAUGUGAAUGAUUUCAACAGCACCAAAGGGGAUGACCUGCCAGACCGAGCUGCUGGCCCAGGAGUUUACACAGCCAUGUGGCAGCUGGCUUUGGCCCUCGUAAUGAAAGUCUUCAUCACGAUCUUCACCUUUGGCAUGAAGGUGCCGUCGGGUCUCUUCAUCCCCAGCAUGGCGGUGGGUGCUAUAGCAGGCAGAUUGCUGGGAGUAGCCGUGGAGCAGCUGGCCUAUUACCACCACGACUGGGCCAUCUUCAGCGGCUGGUGCAGCCAAGGAGCUGACUGCAUCACCCCUGGCCUCUAUGCGAUGGUCGGGGCUGCAGCGUGUCUAGGUGGGGUGACCCGAAUGACUGUGUCACUAGUGGUCAUUAUGUUUGAGCUCACCGGUGGGCUGGAAUACAUCGUUCCUCUGAUGGCAGCAGCCAUGACCAGCAAGUGGGUGGCUGACGCUAUUGGGCGGGAAGGCAUUUACGAUGCCCACAUUCGCCUCAACGGAUACCCUUUCUUGGAAGCCAAGGAAGAGUUCUCACACAAGACGCUUGCGAUGGACGUAAUGAGGCCACGGAGGAACGAUCCUCCGCUGACUGUCAUCACUCAGGGCAGCAUGACCGUAGAAGAUGUUGAGAGCAUCAUCAAUGAAACCACGUACAGCGGCUAUCCAGUGGUGGUGUCACGGGAGUCCCAACGGCUUGUUGGAUUUGUCCUCAGGAGAGACCUCAUCAUUUCAAUUGAAAAUGCCCGGAAGAAGCAGGAUGGGAUCGUGAGCACUUCCAUUAUUUAUUUCACUGACCACUCUCCUCCGCUGCCUCCAAGCUCCCCCUCCAUGCUAAAACUCAGGAGCAUCCUGGACCUCAGUCCUUUCACCGUGACAGACCAAACCCCUAUGGAAAUCGUCGUGGAUAUAUUCCGCAAGCUGGGAUUGCGCCAGUGCCUGGUUACUCACAACGGGAAGCUACUCGGGAUCAUCACCAAGAAGGAUGUAUUAAAGCACAUCGCACAGCUGGCUAACCAGGACCCAGAUUCUAUACUCUUCAAUUAAAGGCAGACUCGUAGGUAUUGUGUGUUCAACACAAGAGGAACUUUAUAGAAGAUCCUGGAUAUACUUCUCCGUUUUUAUUGAGACCAUGGAACUGUUUUCAGCGUUUCCUUCCACGGAGCUGAAGAUAAUUUUUUUUCUAUCAGAUAACCAAUUGCACUACAUAAUCUGUGGAACAUAAUCUUCUUUUUAGAAGAAAAAAGACUUUAUUUACGUUGCUUUUGUGAAGUUGCAUUGGAAAGAUUCCAUGAAGGAGUAAAAGCAAAAUGCUAAAGAA
Phalacrocorax carbo (great cormorant) is the source of this 3096-nucleotide messenger RNA. NCBI's taxonomy places the organism in Eukaryota, Metazoa, Chordata, Aves, Suliformes, Phalacrocoracidae. The record is from RefSeq and is a predicted model, not a curated record.